Closterium sp. Naga37s-1 is the source of this 1884-nucleotide messenger RNA. The record is from the annotation of a GenBank genome assembly. Lineage: Eukaryota; Viridiplantae; Streptophyta; Zygnematophyceae; Desmidiales; Closteriaceae.
AUGACUGGCGACGACAAUAACAGUAGCGCCAACGGCGGCGGCGGCGGCGCCAAUGGCGGUUUGUUACAGCUGGUCGAGUCGCCUAUUCCGGAACAGAAGAUCUUUAAUAGCCUGCCCUUCCCGCUCGUCCUAACGCCGCGCGUCCUUCCGAAUCCCGCGAGCACGUCCGCUCCCUCCGCACCUCCCGCAUCCCUUUCCGCCAAUGCCUCCGAUGCAAGCGCUCCCGCUUCCUCCUCAUCUUCUCCCCAGGCUGUUUCCCUCGCCACGUCAGCAUCCUCCCCGUCCGACGCGGCAGCUCCUCACGUCAGCGACGCGGUCGCGUGGAUCCGUGCGAACCGCGAAUGGCUGCUGGACACGUGGCAGCUGCACGGCGCGGUGCUGCUGCGCGGCUUGCCUCUCGAGUCGCCGUGUGACUUUAACGAGGUCGUGGAGGCCUUCGGAUUGGACGAGCUGCCUUACGUGGGCGGCGCGGCUCCAAGAACGAAGGUGGCUCCACGUGUGUUCACAGCAAACGAGUCGCCUCCGGAUCAGAAGAUUCCGUUCCACCACGAGAUGGCGCAGGUACCCGAGUACCCGACCCGUCUCUUCUUCUUCUGCCAGACCCCUCCAGCCUCCGGUGGCGAGACCCCCAUCCUGCCCUCCUGCGAGCUCACCAGGCGCCUGGCUCUGACGCACCCCUCGUUCGUGGCUCAGCUGAGGGCCAAGGGGCUUCUUUACGUGCGCGUGCUGCCAGAGGAGGAUGACCCGAGCAGUGCCAUUGGGAGGGGGUGGAAGUCGACUUUCCUCACUCAAGACAAGGAAGAGGCUCAAGAGAAGGCGGCAAAGCUCGGGGUGAAGCUGGAGUGGCAGGCGGACGGCAGCGUUCGAACUGUUUCCGGGCCUAUCCCAGCGCUUAGGGUUGACACCAGGCCUCUACCCAGCGUCUCCACCAAACCUCAUGCUGCUCAAAAUAAAGAUCAGCCUCGGGAUGAGGUCCGGGAUGAACAGGCUCGGACAGGAGAGGUUGGGGAGGAAGAGGUUCGGGAGGCAUGGUUCAACAGCAUGGUAGCGGCCUAUACAGGAUGGAAGGACGUACGUAAUGACCCAACCAAAGCAGUUACGUUCGGCGACGGGGAGGCGUUACCAGGGGAGGUGGUAUUGGCGGUGGAGGAGGAGAUGGAGCAGCUGGCAGUGGCUGUGCCAUGGCGACGAGGAGAAGGGGAGGAAAUGCGGGAAGAGGGAGAUGCGUGGGGAUUGACGGAUGAUGGUGGAGGAGAGAGAGGGGAAAGAGAAGGGUGUCGACGAGGAAAGGAUGAAAGCGAAGCGGGAGAAAGGGACGAGGGAGGAGGUAGAAGCGAAGAAAGGGAAGAGGAAGGAGAUGAAAGCGAAGGAAAAUUGUGUAGAGGAGGACGAGAAGAAGCAAGGGAAGGGGGAGGAGGCAAAGCAGAGAGUUCGAGGAGGCUAGAAGUGCGUCCGGAGGGGGGGCAACGGAAGGACUGGGGAGCGGUGGACGAGGGGGGGCUGAGGGAAGGUGAGAAAGAGAGAGAGGAAGAAAGGGAAGGAGGGGGAAAAGACGCAAAGGGAUUUCACGGGGGAGAGAUACGUCCGGAGGGGGAGCAAUGGAAGGAGGAGGCGGGAGUGGCGGGUGAAGGGGAGGUGAGGAAGGAAGCAGGGGAUGCAGGAGAAGACGAAGCGGAGGUUGAGAAGGAGAAAGAGGAAGAGGAAGAGGAGGAAGAUGAGAAAGGGAAAGAAAAGGAUGAGGACAAGGAAAAAGAGGAAGAAAAGGCAGAGGAGGAAGACAAGGAGGAAGAGGAGGAGGAGGAGGAGGAGUAUGUGUAUUUGGAUUUGAGCCAAGCGGUUAGGAGGCUGCCUCGAAAUUGCCGACUCAUUAUCGAGCGCAACUGA